Molecule: messenger RNA, 1263 nt
Organism: Ziziphus jujuba (common jujube)
Lineage: Eukaryota; Viridiplantae; Streptophyta; Magnoliopsida; Rosales; Rhamnaceae
Product: NAC domain-containing protein 76
Exons: 3
Coding region: 1-1122 (373 amino acids)
Biological process (GO): regulation of DNA-templated transcription
Molecular function (GO): DNA binding
Source: RefSeq, a predicted model, not a curated record
AUGCCAGGGAAUGGGCAACUCACAGUUCCUCCAGGCUUCCGAUUUCACCCAACAGAUGAAGAGCUCCUCUAUUAUUACCUGAGAAAGAAGGUCUCUUACGAAGCCAUCGACCUCGAUGUUAUCAGGGAGGUGGAUCUCAACAAAUUGGAGCCCUGGGAUCUGAAAGAGAAAUGCAGAAUUGGAUCAGGGCCUCAAAAUGAGUGGUAUUUCUUCAGCCACAAGGACAAGAAAUAUCCAACUGGAACUCGAACAAAUCGAGCAACCACAGCUGGAUUCUGGAAGGCAACCGGGAGAGACAAGGCCAUCCAUCUCAGCAAUUCCAAGAGGAUUGGCAUGAGGAAAACCCUAGUCUUUUACACAGGCCGUGCGCCUCAUGGCCAAAAGACUGACUGGAUCAUGCAUGAGUAUCGCCUUGAUGAUGACAAUCAUCAUGCUGAGAUUCAUCAGGAGGAUGGAUGGGUGGUGUGCAGAGUGUUCAAAAAGAAGAACCAAAUGAUCAAUAGAGGUUUCCAACCAGAAAUUAAUGGUCAUGAUCAAGAAGAACAUGACUACAUUACCAGUAGUACAAAUAUGAAGGCAAGUGGUUCUGGCUCAGUAGUAGUAUUAGAUCAUCAUCAUCAUCAUCACCAUCUGCAAGCACUAUAUGAUUAUACUACUAGUACUCCUUUUGACGGCUCCAUGCACCUACCACAGUUGUUCAGCCCUGAGACCUCAGCUCCUCCAUCCUUGAUAUCGCCACUAUCUUUGAACAACAUGGACGUCAUUGAGUGCUCUCAAAACUUGUUACGUCUAACAUCCACUAGUGCAACUACUACUACUACUGGAACUGGAUCCACAUGUGGAGGCCUAGGAGGACUGCAGGCCGUGCAUCAGCAGGAGAGAUUCAAUGGUGGCGAUUGGUCAUUCUUGGACAAAUUACUGGCAUCUCAUCACAGCCAUCUGCAGCAGCAAGAUCAUCAGCAGCAGCAGCAGCACCCCCCACCUCCAAACAAAUGCACUAACCCUUCAUCGUCAAAUGAUCAUGUACUUGCUACUACUUCAACCUCGUCUCACAGGUCAACUUUCCCGUUUCAAUAUCUUGGCUGCUGUGACGCUGCUGACAUUUUGAAAUUCUCCAAGUAGCUAGCUAGGUAGGUUUCAACAGUGCCAUCAUCAAUCUCAUAUUUUCACUACCAAUCAUCCCAGUUAAUUUAUAACCUCUGUGGCGGGCCACUCAUUUUUACUACAACCUAGUAGGCACUUCCAUCCAUAUACUACGUAUCU